UGACGGUGUGCAUGAUUAUAAUGAGAUUUCCGAAUGCAAAAGCCUCGCAGGAGUUGAAUCGAAGGCAAAAAGUCCCGGAAGAACCUGAAAGCCUCAGUCGCUUCCGGACUCUUGCCGUGGGCGCACGCUUCUCCGAAUCCGUCCGAAUUCGUCGCAGCAAGAUGUCAGAGGCGAAGGAAACGGGCUUCGAGAGGCUGAAGCAAAGCGUCUCCAAGAACAAGAAGUUCUGGGCGUUCGUGGGAAUCGCUGCCGUCGCCGGAGGAAUCGGCUACAAGUACUAUUACCUGCCCAACAAGGACAAGAAAAACGGGGCAGGAUGCGACAGCAAGGGCGGCAAUCCGAACGGAGCCCAGGACGACGCCAGCGAGAGCAGAAGGGCGUCGGAACCCCGGAAGGAAGCGAGUGUGAGCGCCAAGGCUCCCCGGGGCGAGGCGGCCAAAAGUGGCUCCAAAAGUGUUUAGAAUGCCCUGUUCGGGUUCCUUGCAGCCCCACUCGGCUGACUUGUAGAGGAAGAUCUGAGUGUUGAAUAUUUUGUGUUUAAGUUACAUUGUUUUUCUAAUGUGGCAAGGAGAGUGACGUUUUUAUUUUGUUUUGAUUUAUUGUAAGUGAUAGUUGUUCUCCGCUAUACUGUAAGGAAGUUGCAUAGAUGUGUGUUUUCUCACUUGAUGAACUGUUUAGUUUAUAUGAAGUGCAACAGAAUGGACAUGCGUUUUACAGAUAAACAUGUGAUUUUUUAGGCAUGUACGUGAAUAUGUGUAACAUGUUUAUUUAGGCUCUUUCACCGUGAUUUUGAUCAAGAAACCAGUGCAAAAUGUAAAACAUAUUGGCUGAAUGAAGAUUAAGAUAUUAUUUCUAAUGUUUAGAGAUAUAAUGCUGUAUGUAAAGACAUUUUCAGAGGAUUAUAAAGUCAAAGCUUAGCUUAUUAAGGUUGUGUCUUUUUCAAACGAAAUAAAUAUUUAGUCAGACGAUUUCCAGUUUAACCUUGAUAAUUGCAUUUUUCUUCAAUAAAAGAGAUAACGAGUGAAA
Penaeus monodon (black tiger shrimp) is the source of this 1026-nucleotide messenger RNA. RefSeq lists its product as uncharacterized. Lineage: Eukaryota; Metazoa; Arthropoda; Malacostraca; Decapoda; Penaeidae. The record is from RefSeq and is a predicted model, not a curated record. The transcript has 2 exons. The coding region runs from base 12 to 461 and encodes 149 amino acids.